Molecule: messenger RNA, 1737 nt
Organism: Fopius arisanus
Lineage: Eukaryota; Metazoa; Arthropoda; Insecta; Hymenoptera; Braconidae
Product: zinc finger and BTB domain-containing protein 17-like
Exons: 5
Coding region: 417-1655 (412 amino acids)
Biological process (GO): regulation of transcription by RNA polymerase II
Cellular component (GO): nucleus
Molecular function (GO): protein binding
Source: RefSeq, a predicted model, not a curated record
CUCCUUGUUCUUCAACCACUCAUAUGAUAUAUCCGCCGUAAAUAAAAAAUUACUUCGUAUGUGAGCAUGAUUCAUGGUGCAGUUAUGCAUUAUGCCCGAUUAUACCUCAAAACACGAAUGAAAUAAUAAUGGUUACAUUAAUUUCAAUAAAAUAAAUCAAUCGGUAAUUCCUCGCGAGGUCACAACUUUUCAUUUCCCCACUCAAACACUUAAAAAUAAGAAAAUGAUUGUUAAUUACCAGUGAUACUGUUUGUUUUGCUGCUCGAGUGUUAUCACAAUUGUCGAAAAUCUGUUGGUGUUUACCUCCAUUUCAAUAGUACAGAGAGAGCAGGAGAAUUUAUUAAAUAACAUACAGAUUGUCAACGAAAAUUCAUAGAAGAAUUUUCACUAACUUGAGUUUUGAAUUAAUACGAACAAUGGCUGGCGAACAAUUUUCCCUCGUAUGGAACAGUUUUCCAACGAAUUUAUCGUCUGGAUUGUACUCACUCCUGUCUGAUGAGCAUCUCGUGGAUGUCACUUUAGCUGCUGAAGGAAAAAUACUCAGGGCACACAAAUUAAUUUUGUCUGUAUGCAGCACGUACUUCCGAGAUUUAUUCAAGGGAAACAAUUGCAAACAUCCCAUAGUCAUCCUGAAAGACGUUAAUUACCGCGAUUUAUAUGCGAUGCUGCAAUUCAUGUAUCAGGGAGAGGUGAAUAUCCAGCAGGAGGAUAUUUCAAGUUUCCUCAAGGUCGCCGAGACACUGCAGAUUAAGGGAUUAACAAAGGACAGGAAUGAGAAUAAAGAGCCGUCUGAUGAACUAGCUGCUGAGCUCCUUCGAAGUGGAUUAAAAUCCGAGAUAGAUGAGAUUCCAGAGCCUCCGGAGGCAGCGGACCUCCUGGAGGAAUUUCCGCGACCUUUUGAUCACCUUAGUGCCUCUCAACGCGAUCUUCCAUCGAACAACUCUCCAGAAAUCCUCACAUCUUCCAGCGUAACUUUUCAAAUAUCUCCAGGAAGUCAUAUUCAAUCAGAGACCGAUGCCCCAGGCGUACGACCAAUUUUCAAUGACAAUUAUAUGAGUGCCGAAAGAAUACCCUGUGAUGAUAUCGAGCCAUUGGAUUUCACCUCCGAUAUGCAUCAGAAGCCUAAAGAAAAACCGUUGGACUAUAGAUACGGAAUGGGUUCAUCGACCUCAGGCCCUCAAGGGAAUUCAGAGAGUGACAGACAAACACCGAUUGAAGGGAUCUCUUAUCAAUCAGAUUAUGGAGAAGAGCCACCAGGUGUCCAGGACAACAACGGGGACUUUUCGAAAAAUCUCCCCUAUGACUCAUCUCAGCAAAAAUCCUCGAAAGGCCGAAGAACAGUCAAGGGAAUUCCCCACAGUACUCUACCCCUGGAGACAACCCUUCGAGUUGUCUCAGAACUUGGUCCAACGCUUAGAGUUGAAAGGGGUAAAGUUGUGAGAAUGUACUCGUGUCCAUGGUGUCUCAGGCACUUCACUAGGAAGGAAAAUCUCAAACUCCACGUUCGAUACAUCCAUGGCCCCCUCGAAAGCUUGACCUGCAAGCUCUGUGGCAAUAAAUACAAGAACAGCAACAGUCUUCGGGUACACUCGUAUCUCUAUCACAACACCAAACGCUCUAAACACAAUAAACCUCUCGUGCCCAGCAACAUCUGAGAUUCGUCCUCGACAUCCUGAGAUUUUAUUGUUUUAUUACGUUUUCUGAAUGUAGAGUAUUAUAAAUACACUUGUUAUUAAC